Messenger RNA from Orussus abietinus, 1629 nucleotides. RefSeq lists its product as uncharacterized. The transcript has 3 exons. The record is from RefSeq and is a predicted model, not a curated record. Bases 1 to 1323 code for a protein of 440 amino acids. Lineage: Eukaryota; Metazoa; Arthropoda; Insecta; Hymenoptera; Orussidae.
AUGACCGUACCUCUCGAAAAUGAACCAGCCGAAUGUAUAGUUAUGGAAAUAUCGUCUUCGGAUCCAGGCAAGCGACAGAAAUGUUGCGCGCAUUGUCCGGGGGCCGUGACGAUCUCCCAAAAUCGAGACGAGCAUUAUUGCAGCCUUCCGAAAUACGUAUCCGGGAACCUGAAACUUUCGUCCCUGAGGAAGUACUCCCCCGGAGAAAAGGAACGCGAGGAACGUCUGAAAGCGAAUCCGGAAGACCAGAUACCCGUUCGCUUUUCCUCGUGCUACGACAAUUUUGCCCUGGCGAAAAAAUCCUUCCGGGAGAAUUUGGACCACCAGCCCUUGCCCGAUAGAGUCAGCGACAGCGUUUUCACGAACGCGAGGCGCAGGUUACGACCCCUGUCCCCUGAUGAUAUCAUCGAGAAGUGUCAGCGAAUCAUGCCCAGGUGUACAAGGGACUCCGAGAAUCGUUCGGCGAGCGGAUACGGAGUCGAGCUUGGCUGUAAAAAGCCGAUUACCCAUAUGGAUUUGGCGAUUUGCUGGAACACUCCGAUCGAUCCGAACUACGAGCCCAAUAGGCCGGUUCACAUCGAUGGAUCGGACGGUGGUCCGGCGCCUGCAAUUUUCACCUUGGUCCAGCAUGCCUCGGAGAUGCCGGACAACGAGCGCAUCUGUUCUUCCACGUCCAAAGGACGAGCCAAGAGCGAGCCGCCUAAGAAAUCUGGCACCGAUAAGGCGACUUGUCACCCGGGCUGUCCCUGCGACGAGCACUGCACCAGAAUGGAGAUUCAUUACUGCCAAGGGAAGAAUAAAAAGAACGAUCACGGAUCAGGGAUCAGGUCGAAAAGGAACAGUCAGGGGAAUGGCGUCGCUAACGAUAAGACGCAUCGGUGCAACGAAUUGUGCAUAGGCUUGGACGGAAUUCGCAUUUCCAGCGGGGCGGAACGCAGGUCAAACUCUUGCCCAGGGUUCAGACCUAGACCGAAACACGCGAGUUAUUUGAGGCAUUGCACGGCGUGUGUAAAUGGAAAGAGAGACGACGUCGGAAGGAAGUCCGAUCUGAGGAAGGUGACGUCCGCCACGAAUUUACAGGAAACCAAGAGCGAAUCCAGGAACGGCUUACCCACGAAACUGAUCGUUCCGAGACCUAGGACCCCUUAUGCCAGAAGGAGCUUCUGCAUAGAUUCUUUGGCACCCCCUUUCAAGGUAGUCGAAGGGUGCAGAGACGCCGAUUACCCCGAACAUUGGAGACUCAUGUCGGUUUAUCAGCAGUCGUACAGAAACCCGUCGAAACGCAGGUGUACGAUACUUAAUUAUGAGCAUUGCCCACCUUAGUUCGAAUUACGUUUAAUUCGACUUGCAUCGAGCAGGGGGAUAACGAGAGCGCAACGUUUCAAUGCGUGUACUUACAGAGAUAGUUGUGAUAUAUGCCUUAUAUUUUUACGUUUUGAUUGGUUGUUGAUUUACUUGAUUACGUGUAUAAGCGUUAUGUUGUUUGGAUAGGAUGAUUCAGGUAGAAUUAUAUUUAUAUAGUUAAUCCGACCGAUGUUACGUUACCUUUUAUCUUCCGAUGUACUUGUUACCAAUGUACGAUGUUAUUUGUUAAUUUAUAUUUUACUAUAUUAAAUUCUUGUUGGAUAA